AUCGUGCGCGGUUGUUUCGCUCUCACACAUCAGAUUUGAGACGAAUAUUAAAGACGGCUGCAUUGUGUACCAUACGUUGUAAUGAAUACGAUUACGUAGACUUUCUAGAAACCAGCUGUUGGUUCGAGAAAUUUGUUUUGUCUAUGUGACAGUCACAAGUGUCAUAACAAAUCGCUAUAGUGUUAAAAAGCGUUUUUGUUGUUGGUUAUCCAAAAAUUAUUGAAGUCGGCAGCCGAAACAACUUGCCAAGGAUAUUUUCGAUUAGGUGUUUCAACAAUUGUGUGCAUGAAAAUGGACGACAUGAUUCAAGAUCCCUUGGGAGAUCCCGCUGAAAGUGGCCAGUCUUCACCUUUUGAAAGUGGUGCAUGUCCAGUGCAAAGUAAUAUGUGGUGCAACGACAUUCCAGCUCUUAGUCCUGCACAAAAUGCAAAUGUACUUCCGGGUUAUUCGGCUGACCAGCAGCAAUUUUUCUUUUCACCUACAUCCCAACAAAUACCAUCGCCAAUGUGCUUUGGAAGUUCUAGACAGACUACUGAAGGUGGUCAGUUCCAUUUUCAAUUCAAUAACUAUGGGUUCUCGGAGCAUAAUACAAAAAUGCUUUUGGGGAAAAGAAAAUCAAAUUUACCUCCGCCCCAACCCUGCAAACAACUCGUAACUGAUGAACAAAUGGCUGAACACAUGUCAAAGCUGCACAUUAAUUCACAAACUCAAUUAUUACCAAUUGAGCCUGACUCGGUGAAGAAUAAACGUCUGUAUAUGUGUGAAGAAAUGCGCAAGCUGCAAGAUCCAAUUAUGACUCUUCUUCCACCUGGCCUUCUUAAACACCAACCAUGUACAGCACUGGUUCUUUGGCAGCCACCUCAAAGUAGGAUAAUACCUAGCCUUAAUUCAUGUUUAAGUACUUCUUUUAAGGAUGCAGAUAAAGGCAAAAUAGAAGCAAAUAAAACUAAACCUUCUACAAGUAACUUGUUAGAUUAUGAGUGUUUGGAUAAUAAAUUUGAUGGAAGUAUGGAGUUGGAUUCUUAAUGAACAUCUCUAAAUUGACUGAAGAUCAAUGCAAUCCGAAUGCAUUUUGCUCUGCUCUAAUCAUAUCUUUCAAUACAGAACAUACUUUGACGAAUUGGUGUUUGCGAAUAUCAUUAUUAGCAUUAGCACUAAUGUUAAGUGAGAUUUCCUUCUGCGUAAACUUGAGCAAAAGCUGCGCAUCUGCAUUGCUACGAAUGGUGCUCAAUUGAAAAAUGAAUCGUGUGUGUAUAAUUGCUGUAUAUAACAAAAAUGUGUUGCUACAUCUUAGGUAACAAGUAUUUUGUGAUGAUAAGUUUAUUUUUCUUUGCUCGAAUUUAAUACGAAAAAUUUCCUAAAAGUUAGCAAAAUUCCCACUUUCUGUGUCCUUAAGUAAUUAAAUUCAUAAGCCAUAUUUACAAUUUGAUUUCCGUUUAUUUCAAUAUGUAUAUUAUAUUAAAUGUUAUAAUAUUUAAUAAUUUAAAUUAAAUAUUUAAUAUUAAUAACCGAAGAAAAUUGGUAUAAUUCUGGAAAUUUUGUAUGGACCUGUUUAAAAGUUUAAUGUACAAAUCACGAUUUUUCACCCAAACUUGCUACUGCUACAUCAAUUGAGUAAUUUUGUUCCUAGUAAAUAAGGUUUACAGUUAGGUAUACAAAGAAAUAAAUGUGGUAAAAACAUUCGGCUUAAUAAAUCGAGUUAGUAAUGUUACAAACUAUCACUUCUCAAAUGAACUGAAUUUUAUUUUUGUAUCCCUAAUGUAUUUUUUAAGAUGUAAACAAUCAAUUAAUUAAUAGGUAGCAAAGCUUCGAUUGGCUUCAUGCUUUGUUGCAGCCGGCUUUUGUCUAUUCAUAUAUAAUAUAUACAUGUCUCCUGUUUUACCAAUGUAGCCUUUUUUUACUGCGUUUGAUACAUUUUGUUUGUGUUCAAAUUUGAGCUGCUCUUACAUUUAUUCAUUUACGAAUAAAUUAUUUUGAUAUU
This is a messenger RNA of Dendroctonus ponderosae (mountain pine beetle), 1981 nucleotides long. RefSeq lists its product as uncharacterized. NCBI's taxonomy places the organism in Eukaryota, Metazoa, Arthropoda, Insecta, Coleoptera, Curculionidae. The record is from RefSeq and is a predicted model, not a curated record. Bases 286 to 1026 code for a protein of 246 amino acids. The transcript is spliced from 3 exons.